AUGUCAGAAACUAGAGUGUUAGAUUUUCCACGAUACGCCCAUGUAGAAGGCCAUACUGACGUUUGUUACUCAGAAGAUGGAAAGUAAGUUCAAUUAAAUCUGCUACAAUUAAUAUUGAUUACUAUACCUAGUAAUAUAUUUUAAAAUCCAACAUCAUUAAUGUAAUGAUACUAAUUAUGAUGAAUACAAAUUUACAAUGACAGUUUAUGUUUAAAUAAAACAAUACAAUUAAUUUGAAUUUACAUGAGUCUGUUUAAUUUGCUGAACUGGGGCCACUGACUACUUCAGCUCAAUAGUAGAUAUUGUACUUGUACUCGAAACGUAACAGGUUAUUUAAAUACAGUAGAAUUCAUCACAUAUACUAGACUUCAUAAUUUCUGGUAAAUUAUUGCAAAUUUGAGAGCAGAUUUUUAAAAAUAUGUAUUAUAAUAAUAUAACUACCUAUAUAAUUAUAAAUUUAAAAAUAUUAAUACAAUAAAUGUCUAGGUACGAAUUUAGGACAUUUUGUCCUCGACUGUAGAAUAUUUCCUUCCUAAUCUUAGGACACUAAGUUUUGGAAAUUAUUAACCAUAUUACAUUAUGUCUAUUAUAUAUACAUAUAUUAUAAAAAGAAAAUAUAAUUACUUAAGAUUAAUAACUUGUAUUGAAUAGAAAAUUGGAUACUCGUCUAGUAUGCUACCUACCGUAGCUAUUUUAUUUUAUUGUGGAAAAGUACAUUUGAGUCAUUCCGAUAAAUAACAUAUAACAGUUCUACAAAAUUAUAGCUGAAUAGCCACUAUAAUAACUGAUAAAUAUCCACCAAGACCCACGAUAACUUACUUUUAAGUAUAUUAUUUUAGUCUUUAUUGUAUCUAUGUUGUUUUUAUUCGUGUAUGUGUAUUUUUUAUUUUAAAAUAAUAUAAUGAAUAAAUCAAUCUGCUAUUUGUACGGUAAUUUAAUAUCCAAUGAGGAAACGUGUGUUAAUUAUCAUCAAAAGAAAAACUUGCUGCCAGAACUUAGUAAUUAUUCCAGUAUAAAAGAUGGCUAGAUUAGGUUAAAUAAAUAAAUAAUUAAGUAAUACAUUUUUAUUAAUAUUGUUGUUAAUUUGUUAUUAAUCAAUAAUCAGUAGUUAAAUGUUUUUUGGUAGGUAGCAUACUAGACCAGUACUUAAGAUUGGCUUAUAGUUUUAUUAUUUAAAUUUGACCAGUAGUUUAAAAUAAUACCAAGGGACCAAAAGUCCUACGGUCUAUAUUGUGGGGACAAAAUGUUUAUUCAUUAAUAUUUGUAGCCUUUAAGUAAUGCUUAUGUUGAUGGUAGGAAAAUAGAUACAUAUUAUGUUAACAGUAAAUAAGGUUUAAAUAAUUGUAAUGGUUUUACAAGUUUUCUAUAUUAUUUUUAAAUAUUUAUUCAAACAAAUGUAUUACAUUUAUAUUAUCUUAUUAGAUACUUAAUUACUUGUGGCCAAGAUGGAGAUAUUAGGAUAUGGAACGGUAUUGAAGAUGGUGAUCCUAUUGCAAAAUGUGUUGGAAGCGAAGCAUUUGCUGUACAUCAAAAAGUAAUAUUAAUAUUUUAUACGUAAUAGGUGGUAAACUUAAUCUGUUAAUAAUUUAUUAUUCACCUAUAUCUUGUUGCUUUUUUAGAAGUAAGAAGUCCAACUAAUUAUACUUAUUUUAGGAUGAUGUAUUGUAUGUUGGUGAUGAUCAUCACACACUGGAAGUUUAUACAUUUCCAGGUGCUGAGUUAAUAGAUACAUUAACUAGAUUUACUGCUGCAGUAUGCUGUUUUGAUUCAUCCAAAGACGGUCAACUAAUUGCUGCUGGCGGAUGGUUAUAUACUAACAAUAAAGUUAAAUUAAACAUCGUAUUUAUUUUUAUAUUUAAUUUCAGUGAUUCAACUAUCCAGGUCAUAAAUAAAAAUACUAAAAGUAUAUUAAAUUUCAACAGUCAUAAAAGUCCAAUUUUAUCUGUCAAGUUAGAUCCACUAUCUAAAUUUUUGGUAGGUAAAAAAAUACUGAACAUUUUCUUUAUUAUUAAGGUUGUUAAUAAGUUAAUUAAAUUAACUAAUUAAUAUUUGAUUUCCUAUUAAAGACUAAUUUUAAGUUAUGAACUUUUAUAUACUCAAUUUGUUAAGGUGUCAUCAAGUUGUGAUGGAACAGUAAAAAUAUGGAGUUUGGAAACAAAAUCAAUAGUAAAUGAAUGGACUAACGUAAUCCCAUCAAGUAACGCCUUCCAACAUUCUAAGAUUAAAUGUACACCAGCAUGGGAUCCUAAAGAUGGAAAUUUACUAGCCAUACCUUUUACAAAAGAAAUAAAACUAUUUCAAAGAGGUUUAUGGAGAGAACUUUUUACAUUACAUGAUUAUCGAUUAUCUGAACAGGUAAUUGUAUUCAUUCAUUAAUUAAUAAAUAUUACUAUUAGAAUCUAUACUUAAUUUUUAAAUUCAAAGUGAAGCAAAGAAUUUAUUGGAUUUACUUAUGAUGUAUUGGUUUUAGUGUGAUGUUUAUUUUAUUUUUUUUCUAAUCUGUAUAACUUACUACCAAAAAUUUUGCUCAGAUUUCUAUGUUAACUUUUUUUCUGAAAGGUAAUUUUUUGAUUUUACUAAAGGUUUUCAUAUUAAAUGGGAAAAUUUAUGAAAAUAGAUUUAUUAUAUUAUUUUCAAAUCGUAAAUAAGUAAUAUGUAAUAUCAAAACAUGUGUAACCAAACUCCGCUCAGAAUAAUUUUUCGUUAUCAAUGAUUAAUCAUUGUGUAUAGGUAUACAUUAAAUUUCAUCCUUACCUAACUAACUUUUCACCUACAACCGUGCAAAGUAUGUUCGUAACUUUUUUUUUCUGUCAGUGAACCCCUUUUCUACCACAAAUCUUACAUCAAUCAAAAAAUUACAAAAAUCCUUUUUUUGUUGCAUUUUGAUUCUAAUUGAUACAUUCUAAAAGUCUUUUCAUAGUAAUUGAGAAAAAACUUGUAGGAAAAACAACCAAAUAUUUACAAAGUUUUAACGAUUUCAUUAUUUUAAAAUUUUUUAUCGGAAAUUUUGUAAUGUAGAAACUUUCUCUGAAAGAAUAUUUUGUCAUGUUGUUAUGUUAAAAAAAUCAAUUUAAUUUUUAAUUUUCUGUGUAGUUUGCUUAUUGUUAAAAACUAAAAAAAUGAAACAUUUUGUGGCAUUAACAAUUUCAUUGUUUUAUAUUUUAUAUUUUUGUUGUUAUUCAGUUAAUAAUAAUCAUAUAUACCUGUAAUUUUCACAGAAUGUUUAUAUUAGCCUUUUUUAGACAUUCUAAAGUAUUAAGAAUAUUCUUAAUCGUAAAAUGAAGUGCAUUGGGCACUCCACCCUCCCUACACCUGCCCCUAGUUUUUUUAAAAGCAUUUUAAGAUUUUUCCACCUAUAAUAGUGUUGGUUUAAACUGUAAGUAUAGUUUAAACCUACAUAAUUCAAUAACAUUUAAUUUUUUUUUUUUUUUUUUUUGUGAUACAUAUUAAAAGAAAUGUGUGUUAUUUAGAAAAUUAUAUUGUUAUUUAUUUGAUUUACUCAUAAAAUAAAUGUAUUUAUAUUGUUAUUGUAGGAGAUUACUGUUAUGAAUUGGUCAAACUGUGGAAGAUAUAUUGCUGCUGGUACAAAUAUGGGAUUUAUUUUAGCAUGGAAUAUAUCGUCCAAAGUAAUUGUAUUACACGCAGAGUGUAAGGAACACUUUUCUAUACGAAGUUUAGUCUGGAGUCCUAAAAAUGGAGAAAAUACCUUAGCCUAUUGUGAUGAUCAUGGUCAAUUAGGUUUAGUUGAAAAUGCUUGUUCUGAAGAUGACUUCUAUAAUGAUACAGAUGAGGUAAAAAGAAAUAAUAUUCAGUCAGGAAAAAAACAUUUUCAUUUGGAUAUAAUACAUUAAAUUAUCAAGAAAUGAACUUGAACAUAAUCAAAGUUACACCAAGGAGUAGCAUUGCCUCACUGGCCGGAAUAUACCUAUAGGUUAAAUUAAAUAAUGAAAAUUCACAAAACAUCUUGUUGAUAUUUUCAUCAUAAUGGUUGUUAUUUAUUGUUAUAGCAGGUGAUCCAUUAAAGUAGUUUCACUCAUUAUCUCGGAAAGUAUUAACUUUUUCCAGAAUUUGUAUUUUAGAACAUUUAAGAUACAAGCUGCUCUAGAAUUUUAUAUUUGUUAUUUUUUGUCACCCUUAUUUUUGGAGGUAAAACCACUAUCUACUUAUGAUUUUCAAAUGACAACCUAUAUUAAAAAUUCCAUAAAUAGAUGGAUUAUUAGUUAAUAUAAUUUUUAGUGAUGAAAUUUUUGAUUUCUAUCAAUCAAAUUUUGGUGGUAUAUUUCGCUUUUAAGUUUGGGUUGGAAGAGAGUAUUGGAUUAUUAUUUGUGUAGCAUUAAGGCGCCCAACAUGUUAAUAGUGCACCACUACUUUCCUUCAAUCCAUACUUAAAAGUGAAGUAUCUCAUCAAUGGCUUGCCAGAAAUCAAAAAUGUUAACAAUAAAAUUAAUUUUUACUAAUACUCCAUCUAAGAACUUUUAAAUAUAGGAUGCCAUCUUAAAAUCAAAAUUAGGUAGUGAUUUUACCACCAAAAAUAAAGGUGACAAAAUAUAACAUAAAAAUAAAAUUAUAGAUAUGUUUAGUUUGUGAGAUAUGAUAGAUUUUUUAUUACAAUUGUAUUGUAAUAAAAUUUUGGCCAUUGAAAUUUGAUAAGUGUGCUACAGCUUCACAUAUGAAUACAAAUUUAUCUUUGGGUACUGUGCUAUCUUCUAAACCAUUAUUUGAAACCAUGUGUAGAUAUGGGUCUCAUACAACAACGUACCUAUGUUACUUUUCGAAGGUAUAAAUCUAAUUGCAUUUCAGGAACUUCCAAAGGGAGAGGGAGUUUUAGGUAAUUUCUAGAAAAUUAUGUAAAGAACUGUCGGCACACACCACUCUAAUUAUGGUAUUUAAUAUUAUUUUUAAUAAUUAUAAUAUAAAAGAAAAUAACCAUACAAAAUUGAAUGCACUUUUUAAUUUUUAUAAUUUAAAAAUCUAAUUUUCUAUGUUCUUUGCCAGAUCAUCUACCUCUUCCUCAGCUGUUAAUAGAGCCCCUCCAUGAAUGGCUAACAUUCUAAGCCCAUUAAGCUUGGUCUAAACAGUUAAACAGGUACACUAUAGUACUAUAGGUAUUAAUAAAUUUAACCAUACUUUCUGUUUCUAAAUUAAAUUCAAAAGAGGUACCUCUGUCAUUUUCUUUGCAAAUAACUUUUAAGUCUUUUAAAAGACUAAGUCUCUCCGGAUUUACAGUAGAAACUGGUAGAGUACACAGUAUUUUUAUUAGGUGAUAGAUAUUUGGGAACAUUUCUUCAUUACAUGCUCAUAAUGUUUUUAAUGCAUUUUUUAUAUUUUCCUUAUUUCGAUGCAAUUUUGUAUGUCUUAAUUGUAAUUCAGCUUUUUCAAUUUCUAUAUUACAAUCAAGAUAAAACUGGACCAGUUCAUCAGAUUCUUUAGAGUAUGUUUUAGAAAAUAAACACCCAAAUCUUAAGAAAAAAACCUUUUCCUAGGACGUCUUUUUAUUAUUUACCUAACUUAAAAAAGGCUUUAACUACUAAGCAUCUAUGCAGAUAGUAAAAUCGCAUAAAAAUAAAAUUCUUUGACUAUUUAUCUAUAUUUUACCAUAAAUAACAAAAUUAAGGUACAUAGUUUUACAAAAAUAAAUAGAGUACAGACAUGAUAAUUAAGUUAAUGAUACAAAAUUGCAAUAACUAAAGAUAUAAAUAUACAUAAAGAACAUAAAAUCUAAAAUAAGAAAAUAUGGGUCCUCAUUGACUAAUUUUAUCAUUCUAAAGAGAGGAUGUUUAGACAUGUAACUGGUUGAUAAAAAUAGAAUAAAGAAAGAAUAUACAGAGCGGAAGUUUAAAACAGGGUUAUGAAAGUCAACAGCCUGCAGCAAUUAAGUUUUACUUAUUUUGCAUAAGCAUUGCUUUUAUAUGUUACCCGGUAGUUGAACUGAGACAGUAGAACGGUAUAACAUUCUCUUAACCAAUCUAUCUACAAAUUUCCCAGUUCUGAGGAAUUAUUGGCUAACUUUUUUAUGAUCUCAAGUUGUAUUAUAAGAUAUUUUUCUUUUUUAAUUUGCUCAUAAGAGAUUUACUAUAAAUUAAACCCGAGUUGUACAAUUGAAAUUCUGUGGUAUAUGUAGUAUAAUUUUGUCUGUUUAGGUAUAUUUAGGCUCAUUAUAUCAAAAAAUAUAUAUGUUAGUAAUACAUUUUUAAAAUUAAUAGAUAUUUUAUAAUUUCAACAAAUUUUAAUUUACUGUUUUUUUUGUCUUCAAAAAUAUGAAAAGCUACAAAUAAGAAAUACAAAGGUUAAGUUAAAUUAACCAUUACCUAUUUUUAAUUUUUUUAAAUAGUAAAAUUGACUUCUAUUUAUGUAAUAAUUAUGUUUAUCCUGAAACAUUAAAUUAUAUACUGUUAUCAUAAUAAAUUAUUAUUUAUCUAAAUGUUAUUUAAUUUUCAGAUAAAUAAUGUUGAGCCAAACAUAUUACUGACAGAUGAAGAAUCAGGUGACAAUGUAAUAUCACUAGAGAAAAUAAAAAGUGAAUCUGGAUUUAGUAGUCAACUUGGUUUCAAAGCAUAUAAUGAUGAUAAUGCUAUUGAUAUUGAUGAUGAAAAUAGUAAUUUAUCAUUAAAAUGUAUUCCUCAAACUUUAAUUCCAACUGUGAAUUUACAAAAUCCAUUCCAACCUUGUUCAACACCAGUUCACCUUCAAAGACGGUUCAUGGUAUUUUAUUUGUUAUUAGUUAAGUACUCAUAUUUUUAUUAUCUAUCAUUUAACAUACUAAAUAAUAUUUAAGAUUUUUAACGAUGUUGGCUAUGCUCGACAAACCAACACUGAAGAUGAAAAUGUAAUUGAUGUAGAUUUCCAUGAUAACACAAUCCAUCAUGCAUUUCGCAUAAAAAAUGUACUGGAGCAUACUAUUGCUGCUUUGUGUCAAGAAGCUCUGGUUUUGGGUUGUGAAAGUCAAGAUACCACACCUAGGUAUUUAAUGUAAAAUAUUGUUAAAAAAUUAAUAGUUAUUAUUAAUGAAAAUUUGAAUAGCAAAAUGGUUUGUAUACUAUUAAAUCCAUGGGAUGGAAAACGUGAAUGGACUAUUGACUUGCCUGAUAAUGAAGACAUCUGUGGAUUAGCAGUAACUGCUGAUUGGAUUUCUGUAGCUACAUCAAUGCGUUUUCUAAGGUUGUUUACUCUUAGUGGAGUACAACGAGAAAUAGUUUCCAUACCUGGGCCUAUAGUAGCUAUAAAUGGAACUAGAAACCGUUUAGUUGUUGUGCACCAUUGUGGAACACGUGCGUAUUUAUACUUUAUGUAGUGAAUUCAAAUAUUUAUUUAUAGCUAUCAAAUUUGUAAUUUAUAUUUUUUUAGCUUUACCUAGUGAACAAAAUUUGAGGUAUUGUGUUUAUAAAAUUGAUAAUGAAAUUGAAUCAAUUUAUUCUGGUUAUGUACCUUUAACUCCAAAAUCAACUCUUAGAUGGGUUGGUUUCUCUGACUAUGGAUCUCUUUGCACCCUAGACUCUGUUGGUACCCUACAAAUGUUACUUAAAACCUAUUGGACUCCCUUAUGUUAUAUAGACUCUGCGGUAAUAAUAAAUUUUUAGUUAGUUGUAGUUUAAAUGUUAUACAUUUUAUUAUUUAAUAAAUAUAUCUUUUCUUAUUUUUGUUAGUGGAAAGACUCAACAAAUCAUUAUUUUGUAAUUGGUGUCAGUGAAGCACGUCAAGAUGUGCGAUGCAUUCUUUGUAAAGGAUCUUAUUAUCCCUCUACAACACCUCAUCCUUUCUUAAAUGAAAUAUCGUGGCAGGUGAUUUUUUCUAUUAUUUAAUAAAUUAUCCCAGGGGUUUAAUUUUGUAAUUAAUAUUUUAGAUCCCAUUAUGUGAUAUUACUCAAGAAAAAAGUGAAUUGGAAGACAAAUUUUGGAGAUCCCAUAUAUCUCUGUCAAUUUUACCUGAAAAAGAUGGAUCACAAUAUGAUAAAGAAUUAAAAACUACCUUCUUAAAACUCUUUGCUGUAAGUAUGAAAUUUAUUUUUUCAAAAUCAAUUAAUUAUACUACUAUAUACUGAUUUGUGCAGAUGGCCUGUAAGAGUGGUCAUGAUAUGAGAGCUGUAGAACUUUGUAAACUUAUAAAAUCUGAGCAGACAUUAAAUUUAGCUUUAAAAUAUACUAUGCUUGCUGGUAAUACCAGUUUAGCAGAGAAGAUAACAACAAUUAUAGAGAAUGAAACAAAUGCAGAAAACGAAUUAUUAGAACCACUAAUGCAGCCAUAUUCUAAAACAUUGUAUAAUAAACCAUCAACUUCGUAUAAGUAAGUUUCAUUUGUAUGAUUUUUAACUAUUCAAAUUAAACUGUAAAAAUAUAAAUACUAAUUAUGUUGAUUCUUCUUCUUUACCUUCAUCCCAUUUGGAUCUGGCACUAAUGUUCUAAAUUCUCGCUUGACCCAAUUACCUCACAUGCUCUGGUUGUUCUUGAGUGUCCUCAUAUCAUUCUUCAUAUUCUUUAAUAAAAAAAAGAAUGACAUUAACUGAUUCUAAAAAAAAUUUGACUGGUCAAAAGCCCAACCCUACUAUAAAUAAAAUAUAACAUCUUAAUAAACUAAAGGAUAUACUAAACACUGAAUAUAUUGAUAAAAAUAUAAACUCAUACAUUAUUAUAUAAUAUUAAUAAAAAUUUUAAAUUUUUAAAUAGCACGAGUACAAGCAGUGUUUCUCAACAAUCACAGGAUUUGUUUUCAGAAAAAUACACUACAAAUAAUGAUAACAGCAAUAUUGAAGGUACAAUUUUAAUUUCCUUAUAAUUACCCUCUUACACGAUUGAUUUCGUUAUUGAUAGAAACCUAAACAUAAUCAGUGAAAAUUAUUGGAAUUUUGAAAACAUUAAAAAUAAAACUAUCUCAAAAAAGAUUUAAUUACUCUUACGAUUCAUGGUUGUAAAGAGCUUAAAAAAAACUUAAGAAAACAAUAAGGUCUCUAAAAUAACUAACAAAUAUACAUUAAAUGGUAAAUUGAAAAUGCAUGUCUUUAUCGCCAGUUAGAAGUGUACAGUUUAUUUUGAUCCAAAUUAGUAUCUUAUCAAGUGCCACCGGUCACAAAACCUUUUGAACUUCCCAGGAACCGAUUAUGUUAACCAGAAUUAAUGCUAGGAACCUUCCAUUGCAAAGCAUUUUUUUCUUUUCCAGGAAUAUCCCACUUUGAUGUUCAAAUUAAAGACCAUUAGCUAUUUGUGUGGUUCCCCUAUCCUAAUUUAACUGUGGAAUAUUUCACCAACAGGUUGAUAAAAAUUAAAAGUUUCAAUACUACAAUGAGUUUAAAAUUAAAACCUUAUUAGUUUUUGAAACUAUUAAUGUAGAUUGAUUUGAAAUCAAAAGUAGAAUUGUUGUUACCUUUGAAAAUAUUAUUGAAAAAAUUAAGGAAAAUAUAACAUUUUAGAAUAUAUGAUUCAAAAAAGUCUUUUGACAAGUCAUUUUUUGAAAAAUAAGUAUUUCAUGGAAAAACUGAUUGUGUAACAAAAUCUGUAAGACUACAAUUCUGUUAUCUUUUUAAUAAAAUUAAUUGUCCAUAGAAUCAUCAAGUAUUAUAGCUACAAUGAAAAAGAAAAAGGAUAUUGAACUAAUGAAUGAUUCUAAUGAUUUAGACCGAGCUUUUAAUCCAUUCCAAAAACGAUCUGAAGCACAGGCUAAUAUUUCUAUUGAUUCUCCUUUACCAUUAAAUCAAGUAAUUUAUUACUUCUACUGAAUAAUUAUUUAACAAAUAUCCAUUAAGUAAAUAGACACUUAAUGGACAUUUGUUAGUCACUAAAAAAUACUGUAAAAAUAAAUGCUGAUAUUUAAUAUAUUUUGUUAUUAUUUUAGACUACAGACUCCACAUCUUUAAAUAACAAAAAAAGAAAAUCUAAUUUGCAUAACAGUACAGAAAACAUUGAUUCAACAAAUAAAACAAAAAAACCCAAAGGUGUUUCCAAACUAUCAUCUUUUGUUUUUAAAAAAUAA
Cinara cedri is the source of this 9960-nucleotide messenger RNA. NCBI's taxonomy places the organism in Eukaryota, Metazoa, Arthropoda, Insecta, Hemiptera, Aphididae. The record is from the annotation of a GenBank genome assembly.